Cylindrotheca closterium is the source of this 396-nucleotide messenger RNA. The record is from the annotation of a GenBank genome assembly. NCBI's taxonomy places the organism in Eukaryota, Bacillariophyta, Bacillariophyceae, Bacillariales, Bacillariaceae.
AUGAAUUCCAACAUGCAAGAGAGACGCGAAGAGCGAGGAGUGAGUGUGAACGGCACUCCCACGCGUGAAGAUCGUCAAUUCACGAGGCUUUCCAAGGGAUACGCUCACGCCAGUCAAGUCGUACCGUCCUAUGGAGAGGUUUGUCUAGGACAUGGAGACCCUCUCAUGAAAGCAGCAGUCGAACAUGAACGUGUAGAGGCAACUAGAAAUGCUAACAUGUCCCCCAAGAACUCACACAAGAAAAAGCUAUCACAGAGGACCUUUGAUGUCUAUGCUGACAAAGAAGUUCACCUUGAGGAGCAUGGAUCACCAGUUGCUGGACUUGGAAUCAACGAUGUAGUUCAUAUCGACAAGGACACGGCACUAGAAAUCCCCUGCCUUCCUCACACCGAUUGA